GCACCAUGACCGUCAGCAUGUUCAAGCGCUUUGUGGAGCCUGGCCGAUUGGCCCUGAUCACCUUUGGCCCCUGCACGGGCAAGAUGUGCACCAUCGUUGAUAUCGUGGACCAGAAGCGAGUGGUUGUGGAUGGCCCUGAGAGCGUCACGGGCGUGCGACGUCACAUGAUGCCCAUCAAGCGAUUGAGCUUGACGGAUUUCUGCAUGAAGACGGUGAAGCGCGGCUGCAAAGAGAAGACCCUGAAGAAGGCCUUGACCGAGGGCGGAAUCAUGGAGAAGUGGCAGGCUACUAGCUGGGCGAAGAAGCUUAAGACCCAGGAGACACGCAAGAACAUGACGGACUUUGACCGCUUUAAGGUGAAGUGCGCCAAGCAGAAGCGCUCCAAGGAGGUGAAGAAGGCCCUGAAGAAGUGA
Messenger RNA from Cladocopium goreaui, 413 nucleotides. The record is from the annotation of a GenBank genome assembly. NCBI's taxonomy places the organism in Eukaryota, Dinophyceae, Suessiales, Symbiodiniaceae.